Messenger RNA from Venturia canescens, 819 nucleotides. RefSeq lists its product as uncharacterized. The transcript is spliced from 2 exons. The coding region runs from base 244 to 600 and encodes 118 amino acids. Gene Ontology annotation, cellular component: nucleoplasm; mitochondrion; mitochondrial ribosome. Gene Ontology annotation, biological process: mitochondrial translation. Gene Ontology annotation, molecular function: RNA binding. The record is from RefSeq and is a predicted model, not a curated record. Lineage: Eukaryota; Metazoa; Arthropoda; Insecta; Hymenoptera; Ichneumonidae.
UUAAGUUGCUGAACUGAAUAGCUAGUUAUCUUCGAACUGGAUAAGAAAUCCUGUUUUUAAUUAAUUAGGUUCCUACUGUACAUUUUUCUAACCAGUCCGACGCCAGCGCUACUAUUCUUGUACUACUGAACAGACGAUAUCGCUGUGGCUUUUGGCAAAGCUUCGGUUAACCUUACUUAUUCACUUCAUGUUUAUCUGCUUUUUCUUUUAAUUCAAACGAAAACUCUAAUCUCGCAAGUAACUAUGAGACCAACUAUUUUCUUAAUGAGAGGCAGAUUUCCUCAAAAUGAAAAUAAAGUGCCAUUCAAAGUUCAAAUGCCUUUGGCAUUGCGGAACAGGGUUACAGGAAAGAACAGCAGAACUGCAGAGCGAGGAUGUUUGUUUGAAUUAUCGAUGGUUCUUUCAUGCCUCGAUCAGAACAAUUACGAAAACAAACAAUGUUUAAAAGAAGUUGAUACAUUUCAAAAUUGUUACAAGACGUACUUGUCCAACUUGGAAACAUCUAAGAAGCAAGCCCGCCAAGGAAUCCUCACACCAAACACCAAAAACCUCAAAUACAAUCAGUUGAAUAUAUUGCUUAGGAAGUACCCACAUGUUUAAAUUGCAAUACAAAUACCAUAGACGUUUAUCACGAAGUUUAUUUCUAUAAAUAAAUAAAUAAUAAAAUAAAAGUCAUGGAAUGCAUUGUAAUUGUUGAAUGACAAGUUUUGCAUUUUGAUUCUCUACAGUGCUGUUCUUGUAAUUCUUCAGGAAGAAUCUUCUGACAUCUCUGUAAAAGGCAUAAAAAAAUGAAUCAAUAAAAGCUCUGUUUUCCAUUGA